Messenger RNA from Fusarium verticillioides 7600, 2640 nucleotides. RefSeq lists its product as hypothetical. The record is from RefSeq and is a predicted model, not a curated record. Bases 6 to 1124 code for a protein of 372 amino acids. The transcript has 3 exons. NCBI's taxonomy places the organism in Eukaryota, Fungi, Ascomycota, Sordariomycetes, Hypocreales, Nectriaceae.
AUGACAUGAACGAACUGGAAAACAAAGAGAUAUGCACGCAAGUUAUGUUGCUUUUCUCACGCUAUCACAAGAACUUCCCGAAAAGAUGGCAUGCAGUCGGGGUUGCGAGAUGGCUCUGCCAAUUCCCAACCAACUCUGCUGUCCGCCUCCAGCGAAACGAGCCCGCCACAAAAAAGGCUCUGCAAUUGCGAAGAUGGCAUUGCUGCCUGGCCAGCGAUGCAUGGGAAACAAUCACUUCUGGAUGCCCACUGAAGAUUACACGGUCUGAAAGCCAAGUGCCUGCCCUCUCAAUGGAAGACAUCCUAGGAGACCUCAACCAUCUGGAUCCGAUUGUUCGUCAACGGUUCAUUUCUGACAACAUUGAACGACUCAUACAAUACGCUGUUUCGUACUCCAAGUCGGUGUCUGUCCUGCGUGAUGCUCUGCACAAGACCAACAGGCCCGAUAGCGAUGUUCCGAGCACGGCUGAAAUCGAUGUGUGGGUAAGAGACUUGAUGGUAAUCGAGCAAGACAUUGUCGGCGAUAUGGCACAGGACACCCGUUCAUCGGAUGAAUGUCUGCGGCUUACUGCCUACCGUUUCCAGAUUCAUCAUGGCGCCACGCACAUUGCCCUCCUACGACCAUACCUCUUUGUAACGCCAUCUGGCCUAGCGGCCCAAGAGAAAUCUAAGUGGGAAUACAAGAUGAAACAGGACAUGACUGCCACGGUUGGAAAAGUGAUCUCCACCCUCGAAACAGUCAUCGGGGCCCGUCUUCUUUCACAUCUUGGUCAUGGCCUCACAUGUGUAAUUGUUCCCGUGGCCCAAUAUUGCCUUGUUCAGCUCGCUUCUCAAGAAGAAGAUGAACGCAAGAUUGCUCAACACAGGUUCGACUCGUGCAUGAUCAUCAUUGAUGAACUGCGCAAAAUUGACGGUCAUGCACUUACUUUGUCUAACUUACUCAAGGCUGCGCGUGACAACCUCGUUCUCAACGCUAGACAGGAAUCGAGCGCCCCUGAUAUCUCAGUCAUGUUCUCAGGACAAGAUCAACCGAGUAUGGACUUUAGCAAUGUAGCUUUGGAGGAUUGGGACACAGCUAUGACGACAGUGUUCUGGAACGGCUUCUCCCCACUCGAAUCAACAUGAUGCGGGCUUACCCUGCUGCCUUUCUACGUUCUAGAAUGACUCAAGCACGAACUUCGAGGUACUGAGUGACGCUCGCACACAUCUAUUUGGUUGCCGGUGCAUUCAGCGGCGCUGUCGCCGUGACACCAGCAUCUACAGGCAGGAUGACGCCAGUUACCCAUCUCGCCGUAGGACCAGCUACAUAUCUCACAGCAUCGCCAACAUCCCACCCGUUACCUUCGAUCCCGAGCAUGUUAUUACUCUUCCUCGCCUCACGCAUCUCUGUCGUCAUUUCUAUGUUGGGAUUGGCGUAUGUUAGAGGUGUGUAAACCGACCCUAUCGUUCUGAGUCAGAGAAUGUUGCAUCGUAGCCAACGACAUGGAGCUUACCAGGGGCAAUGCAAUUGACACGGAUGCCUUGUUUGCCAUAUUCUAGGGCCAUAGUCUUGGUCAGGUUGACAAUGGCGCCUUUGUUCGUAGCGUAGGCCAACAACUUUGGGGCGGCAGCACCCAGUCCCGCGACACUGCUCAGAUUCACAAUGCUGCCUUUUGAAUCCUCAUCAUUCUUGAGCAUCUCUGGAAUUGCGAAUCUGGCCAUCAAGAUCAUGCUUUCCAGGUUGACUGAGAACGCAUGACGCCAUCUGUCCAUAUCGACUUCGGUCACAUUUCCAGGCGGUCCUGGAAUUCCGACAUUGUUGACCAGAAUAUCCAGGCGUCCGAAUGUCGAGAUGGCUUGAUCAACGAUCUUCUUGCACUCCGCCUCUUUGGAAACAUCAGCGACGAUACUGACGGCGCUGCCGAAACCUUCGGCUCUGAUCAUCUCCACGGUCUUGUCCGCCCACGCUUGAUUGAGAUCGACGCAAACGAGAGAGCAUCCAUCUUCGGCGAGGAGGAUAGCCGCAGCUCUGCCGUUACCGAUGCCUUCUCCUACACAUCCAGCUCCAGUAACUAUGGCGACUUUCCCCUUGAGGGAGCGGCUGCUGCGCACGACGAGGUGGGGUUCAGACAUUUUGGGUAGAGUAAGGACAAUGGCCUGUAGGAAAGUGUGAGAAUGUCCCUGCACAUUGGGGGCUUGGUGCUGUGGAUGGAUUCCCUCCUUGGGUGCGAAGCAGAGAGCUCAUAUAACAAUCGCUCCAGGUUGAUGAUCUAUAUGCCACGGUUAGUUUUCACUUAGUGACCACUAAGUGAAAGGCCGCUAAGUGAAAGCCAUGCCUGCUGUAUACAUGCCAUUACUGGUAUACACAAUGCUUCUAAUUUGUGCCGCGGAUGUCUUGUAAUCUGAGCGCCGGAUAUCUGGGAGUAUUUUUUCGAUCCUAGAGCUAUUGCCUACCUGCCUAACAUGAAACACCACAGCCGCGGUGAUGACCAUCGACGCAAAAGUCUACGUAGUGCCGCAGCUAGCGCAGCCGUGGCUGUCAAUGUCCGUCGGGCCGCGGGUUACAGGGAUUAGUAGCGGACAGCCUCAUGUAUACUAUGUGACCUAUGAUACAAUCUUUCAAUCUAUACGUAAAAGGUUAUAAUAAUGUGAACUUCAGAAA